GCAAAGCUUGGGGGGGGGGGAGCAAAGGCUAUGGGCUGAUCUGUGUCCCCCCAAGAUUCCUACGUAGAGUGGGCCCAAACCCAGUAGGACUGGCGUCCGUAGAAGAGGAAGAGACACCAGAGAAAAGGCGACAUGAGGAGACAAGAAAGAAGACAGCCAUCUGCAAGCUCAAGAGGGAGGCCACAGGAGAAACCAAACCACACCUUCUCCAAAAUAUUGGGGUGUUUUCGCCCGAACCACCUAGCUAGUUGUUCCUUUACGACCGCCUUCUGUUUUGCUCCGAGGAUUUCACAGACCUACAACAUGUCUCCCAAACGAGGCUCUUAGCCUCUGUACAGCGCUGGCAUUGUUCUAUUACUUUUUCCUUUGUACUUUGGCAGAAAAGGCUCUUGAGUGGAACAAAUAGUAAGUGGCUAAUGGAUUCUUCUUUUCCUUUAUGACUUACUGUUUAAUCUACUUGGCUUCCAGGUCUACUGAAGGGAUCCUCACCCUCUACCCAUUUCCUUUUCACCAGGUACCUUCUUAGUCGCCCAUCUCCUCACAUCGUACGUCAGAAAAUAGUGGGAAAUAUAAACAUACAGACUUUUUCAUGGAAAAGUGCACAAAGAGACCUAAGAUACCUCCCUGAGAUCCCAGUUUCUAUGAGGUCCCGAAUUUUACUCUUGACCUCCGGCCCCUUUCUUCUGCCGUAUCGGUCGUGGUUUGUAGUUAGGUAUUUGCGUAUCGAUGUACGGCAUUGCGUAACCGGGGGCCUGCUGCACUCACUAGAUGACAAGCCCUCUGAGGGCAAGAAAGGCAUGUGCCUGUCUUGCCCCCCGGUAUCCUAAGCUCAGUGUAAGGCCGGAUACAAAGUAGGUGCUGACUACUGUGUUGAACGAGCGAAAGAAUGAGUAGAGAGAGAGUCCAGACAAGGUGCUUUGGCGAGUCUCCGCAUCUCCUACAGCCCCGACUGAAACAAAACAAAACUCUCCCUGCUCUUUCAGACGACACAAGAUGUACAAAGAGCAGCUCAACCUCACCUCCCUGGAUGCUCCCCUGCAGCUCCGACUCGAGGCCAGCUGGGUCCAGUUCCACCUGGGCAUCAGCCGCCAGGGACUCUACUCCCGGUCCAGUCCUGUCGUCAGCCAGCUCCUCCAGGACAUGAGGCGCUUUCCCACCAUCAGUGCGGAUUACAGUCAGGACGAGAAGGCCUUGCUUGGGGCAUGUGACUGCAGCCAGAUUGUGAAACCCAGCGGGGUCCACCUCAAGCUGGUUCUGAGGUUCUCGGACUUCGGGAAGGCCAUGUUCAAACCCAUGAGACAGCAGCGAGAUGAAGAGACACCCGCAGACUUCUUCUAUUUCAUUGACUUUCAGAGACACAAUGCCGAGAUCGCAGCUUUCCACCUGGACAGGAUUCUGGACUUCCGACGGGUGCCACCCACAGUGGGGAGGCUAGUCAAUGUCACCAAGGAAAUCUUAGAGGUCACCAAGAAUGAAAUCCUGCAGAGUGUUUUCUUCGUCUCUCCAGCCAGCAACGUGUGCUUCUUUGCCAAGUGCCCGUACAUGUGCAAGACCGAAUACGCUGUCUGCGGCAACCCGCACCUGCUGGAGGGCUCCCUCUCCGCAUUCCUGCCGUCCCUCAACCUGGCGCCCAGGCUGUCUGUGCCCAACCCCUGGAUCCGCUCCUACUCGCUGGCAGGAAAGGAGGAGUGGGAGGUCAAUCCGCUUUACUGCAACACCGUGAAGCAGAUCUAUCCAUUCAACAGCAGCAACCGUCUUCUCAACAUCAUCGACAUGGCCAUCUUCGACUUCCUGAUCGGCAACAUGGACCGGCACCAUUACGAGAUGUUCACCAAAUUCGGGGAUGAUGGGUUCCUCAUUCACCUCGACAAUGCCAGAGGGUUUGGACGACACUCCCAGGACGAACUCUCCAUCCUGUCGCCGCUGUCCCAGUGCUGCAGAACUUUCCCCACACGUGUCCGCGCGGGAUGGAGGAGGACCUCGUCUCUUAGACCCUUCAGUCACUGACUCUGAUCUCUCACCCACUCGGAGACGCGCUCACCCUUGCAGAGCCCGAGAGUCUGACGCGGCGAAUCCGAUCUCUGGUCGCUCAGCACUCAGAGCCGCUCAUAAAUAUCACUUGCUCACCAUCUAAGGAAAUUCCUGGUUCAAGUCCCAUAAACUGGGGGCGCCCGGCUGGCUCAGUCGGUAGAGCCUGUGACUCUUGAUCUCGGGGUUGUGGGUUCAAGACCCGCAUUGGGUGCAGAGAUUACUUAAAAAUAAAAUCCUUGGGGGCGCCUGGGUGGCUCAGCCAGCUGAACGUCUGACUCUUGGUUUUGGUGGUCAUGACCUUGGGGUCGUGGGAUCGAGUCCCAGGCCAGCCUCCACGCGCAGUCGGCUUAAGAGUCGCUCCCCCUCUGCCCCUCCCCCCUCUAAAAUAAACAAUCUUUUAAAAAAAUAAAAAAACCAAAAUCUUUUAA
Ailuropoda melanoleuca (giant panda) is the source of this 2459-nucleotide messenger RNA. It is a transcript of the gene FAM20A, whose product is annotated as FAM20A golgi associated secretory pathway pseudokinase. Gene Ontology annotation, molecular function: protein serine/threonine kinase activator activity. Lineage: Eukaryota; Metazoa; Chordata; Mammalia; Carnivora; Ursidae. The record is from RefSeq and is a predicted model, not a curated record. The transcript is spliced from 10 exons. The coding region runs from base 994 to 2007 and encodes 337 amino acids. Gene Ontology annotation, biological process: enamel mineralization. Gene Ontology annotation, cellular component: Golgi apparatus.